Coregonus clupeaformis (lake whitefish) is the source of this 705-nucleotide messenger RNA. Its product is annotated as gastrula zinc finger protein XlCGF49.1-like. Gene Ontology annotation, biological process: regulation of transcription by RNA polymerase II. Bases 39 to 533 code for a protein of 164 amino acids. Lineage: Eukaryota; Metazoa; Chordata; Actinopteri; Salmoniformes; Salmonidae. Gene Ontology annotation, molecular function: RNA polymerase II cis-regulatory region sequence-specific DNA binding; DNA-binding transcription factor activity. The transcript has a single exon. The record is from RefSeq and is a predicted model, not a curated record.
CAGCAUCAGGCAAUCGUAAAGAGAAACUGUUCCUCUGCAUGUUCUGUAACAAAGACUUCAGCUGCCUCCAGAAGGUGGAGAUCCACCAGAGGGUCCACACAGGGGAGAAACCCUUCAGCUGUACCCAGUGUCACAUGCGUUUCGCCCAGGCAGGCAACCUGAAGAUCCACCAGAGGGUCCACACAGGGGUGAAACCCUUCAGCUGUACCCAGUGUCACAUGCGUUUCGCCCAGGCUGGCAACCUGAAGAUCCACCAGAGGGUCCACACAGGAGUUAAACCCUUCAGCUGUAGCCAGUGUCAUAUGCGCUUCUCCCACUCGUCCAGCCUGAAUAGGCACCAGAGGGUCCACACAGGGGAAAAAUCCUACAGCUGCCCCCAAUGUGAGAAGAUGUUCUCCCACCAGAACCAGCUGAAGAUGCACCUGAAGGUCCACACAGGAGAAAGGCCUUUCGCCUGUACGGACUGCGGAAAGAGGUUCUCAGAGAGGAGAUACCUCAGGAUACACCAACUGAAAAACCAUUCCACUCUAUAAUAUAGAAAGUAACCAUUCCACUCUGUAGCUUCUGACGUUUAGAGCAAACCCUGCAUUAAAGUGAAAGAUGAAUUUUCAUUAUUGUCAGCAGAAAAUAUCCACAGAUUUCAGUGUUGAAUGUUCCUGGGUAGAAUAUUGCAUCCAGAUAUUGUGUGACGCACACAUAUACAUA